This is a messenger RNA of Chondrus crispus (carragheen), 1602 nucleotides long. Its product is annotated as cytochrome P450 family 807A-CYP807A1. The transcript has a single exon. Gene Ontology annotation, molecular function: monooxygenase activity; iron ion binding; heme binding. The coding region runs from base 1 to 1602 and encodes 533 amino acids. The record is from RefSeq and is a predicted model, not a curated record. Lineage: Eukaryota; Rhodophyta; Florideophyceae; Gigartinales; Gigartinaceae.
AUGCCCACUCCGGAACAUGUCAAGUCCAUCUUCUCCGGUGUGCUUGAGUCCUCUUCUGCGAAAAACGUCGCGCGCAGCCUAGCGGUGGGAGCGCUCGUAGGGAUUGGCCUACGAGGCAUGCAGUCCAUCGCGACGAUGGUUGCAUGGCGUCUCAAAUUGCGGGACAGUGAGACGGGUGAGCCGGCACCCGGACCGCCUCCGCUCCCGUUUAUAGGGAAUGUCCUUUCGCUCAGAACAGGCUAUUAUGAAACGCUGUACAAGUAUGUGGACAAGCCGGCGAGCGUGUUCUGGGUCAUGUCUACGCCUUUUGUUGUCCUGAAUGACGAGGAAGGGCUGCGGAGGGUCCUCGGCGGGUCCAAUGGUUUGUAUGCGAAGCCCAAGUAUUUUGGGUAUCGUUCCAAGGCGGUCAAAAAUGCUGUCGCGGUUGAGCAGAAGACAGUCGAGAAGGAAUCGUUAGAAUACAAGAACGAUGGUGACACCUCGCGCGUUGCUCUGGAGAACAUGGUCAUCGACUCGUUGUGGACGAUGAAAGUCGCCAUGAAUGAGUUGUUGACCCUGUUAGCCGAGGCCUCGGAGGAAGUAGCGGCGGACAAGGCGACUUCAGGCACAGCUGUUUUAUCGUCUGUCCGCACUGCGAUUGUCAAGCUCAACCUCGACGUGCUGUUUGAUCUGACGGACAGCUCGAUCGGUCCGUCGAAAGCAGAAGAUAUCAGCAGUAUGAUCGGGUUUGCGGGAAUGGAGUUUGCUCGGCGGAUGGUGAAUCCCUUCAAGGCGCUUGUGGACAUACCCGGAAACGUUCGGUACUUCGGUGAUGUGAUGGGGCUCAUUUCGUUUGGCCGACGACUUUGCCGCGUCCUGGACGACACCGCAGAAGAGAGGGAGGGGUUGGAGUCGGCGCCAGAGGCCGAGGCUGUGAAAAGCACAGCGGGGCUGAGCUGGGUGCACGCGUGGGUGGGCAAGGUUGGAAAGAUUGGCAAGCUGGGCAAGGUAGUAGGGCUACUCAUGGCGUCGACGCAAACGGUCCCGUUAACGGCGGUUUGGAUGCUGCAUCUGGUGGCGAACGACGACGGGGUGCGCAGUCAGCUACGGGAGGAGCUGCACGGCAUCAGCGUGCGCUCCGCGUGCGAUCUACAGUACGACGACCUCGGCAAGCUGCCGCUGGCCGACGCCGUCGUGAAGGAGACGCUGCGGCUGUACCCGCCGUUCCCGCUGAUCCAGCGGGAGGCGCAGGGCGCGGACGUGCUGUGCGGGAUCACGAUCCCGGCCGGCACGCCGGUCUACGUGGUGCCGUGGCUGGUGCAUCGCAACCCCAAGCUGUGGAGCGACGCGGACUCGUUCAAGCCGCGGCGGUUUCUGGAAAACGCGAGCCACGGGGACGCGCCCAGCGACUGGGCGUUCCUGCCGUUCGGGCGGGGCGUGCGCAUGUGUGCAGGUUCGAAGCUCGCGCUCACUGAGCUCAAGGUGCUGCUUGUGCAUGCCGUGUUGGAGUAUGACAUUGUCAGCGAGGGCCGGGCGAUGGGGAGAGGCUCGAGGUUCCCCGAGCUGGGGAUGAUCCCGGAGGGGAUCGAUAUGCGCGUGAGGAAGAAGACGAGAGGGAGGUGA